CAGCCGGAAUUUUUUGAUCCGAAGUCCACCGCACUACUUAUGUUUCCUUCCUCUUAUAAAAUCUUUUCAAAUCAUUUCACAGAAUGGCUUUGACUGUGGAUCAGAUACUGGAGCGAAUUGGUAGCCUCGGAUUUUAUCAAAUUCGUCUGAUUGCUAUUCUAAGCUACAUAGAGUGGUUCAAUAUAACAUUUCAAGUCAUGGUACCAACGUUCAUCGCCGCUGAACCUAAUUGGAUGUGUGUGGCCAAUCACCGCUCGUGUAACCUGACUGGGGAGUUUAAACCCGGUGAUGACCUGUACAUGAAACGAUGUGAUAUGCCGAGAGAUUCCUGGAAAUUCGCUGAUGAUUACACGUCAGUAGUUACUGAGUUCGACUUGGUUUGUGACAAAGCUCUGCUUGGAACCAUUUCGACUUCACUCCUAUUUGCCGGCUGGCUUGUGGGCGCGUUAAUUGGCGGAGUUUUAUCAGACAAGAUUGGCAGAAAACCAGUACUGUAUAUAGGAUCAAUGACUUGUAGCAUCUUCGCCUGGUUGGCUGCUUUCCCAAAUGUCUUCUGGCUUUUCAUUUUAUUCAGGCUUCUCGUUGGCAUCUGUCUCGGUGGCGGAGCCAUGGGAAUCUACGUGCUGGCCACUGAGUUCGCAGGCGUCCGACAUCGCCACGUGGCUGGUACGUCACUUUGGUAUUCAUGGACCCUGGCACUAGUCAUGUUAGCAGGGCUCGCUUAUGGCAUUCGUGACUGGAGAUUCCUUUCAAUCACCUGUGCGGUACCUGGACUUAUUUCCUUCAUAGGCUGGUGGUUCACCCCCGAAUCAUCGAGGUACUUGCUGCUCAAGGGGAAAGUUACGGAAACUGAGCAAAUAUUGCGACGCAUUGCUGCCACAAACAAGAAAACCUAUCCAGACGAGCCUUUAGUGGAUCCGAAUGCUGAUGGCAAGCUACAGGAUCUAGGUGACGUCAGAGAUUUAUUUCGAACAAAAAAAAUGUUGCACAGGACUCUUGUUUCUUGGUAUGCCUGGUUUGUAAAUGCCAUGGUGUAUUAUGGUGUAUCGUUCAGCACUCCAACUCUUGGCGGCAACAUGUACCUGAAUUUCUUCCUGCUAUCCAUCAUUGAGAUUCCUGCAAAUUAUGUUGGCAUCUGGGCCAUGGGAAAGUUUGGUCGUAAAAAAUCGCUGAUUUACUGUCUGAUCCUUGCUGCCAUUGCGUCGACUGGUGCUGUUUUGUUUACGAUGUUCGAUCCAGGAAAUGACAAAUGUUAUGCUGCUGGUAAGAUCAUCAUGGCUCUUGCUGCUAAGUUCUUUGUAUUCAUCUCGUUUGAUGCAGUUUAUGUUUACUCCGCUGAACUGUUUCCAACGGCCAUCAGGUUAGAGUCCUAUCUACCUUUACUUUCCGACUUUUCCGCAUCAUUUAUUUUCUCACAGACGCGCGUACAUCCUCUCCUCCCCUACGGCAUCAUGGGAAUCAAAGCCUUGUUAGCCAGUCUAUUGUGUAUGACUCUACCGGAGACGAAAGGAACACCCACUCCUGAGACGAUGGACUCCGAGGAGGGAGUGGAACUAGGGAUUCAAAAUAUGGCCAUAGACGACAUACAGCUAAACGAUGAAAAGGAACAAGUGAAAGAUCGUGAGAAAAUGAAUAAUGGGAAAGAGAAUGAUGAAGAUAAAAAGGGAGAAAAAGAGAAUUGUGGCAACGAGAUGAACAGCAUCCCACCUCGAAAACUUGGUGCGAUCGCCUUGAAACUGAAAAUGGCUUUGAGUGUGGAUGAAGUGUUGGAGAAAAUUGGCAGCAUGGGUUUGUACCAGAUCCGUCUCAUAAUCAUCUUGAGUUACAUUGAAAUGAUUAAUUUGACAUACCAGGUGAUGUUGCCCAGCUUCAUCUCGGCUGAACCGAAAUGGAUGUGCGCCGGUAAUAACAGCCAUUGUAACAUUAGUGGUCAAUUUGACGCUACGGAUGAACGGCGAUGUAAAAUGCCUAGAGAAUCCUGGAAGUUUGCUGACGAUUUUACAUCUGUAGUCACAACGUUUGACUUAGUUUGUGAUAAUGCCAUUCUGUCGAGCCUUUCCACAUCUCUCGUGUUCGCUGGCUGGUUGGUUGGUGCACUUGGUGGAGGUGUUCUUUCUGAUAAAAUCGGCCGUAAACCCGUUUUGCUGAUCUUCACGUUCACUACAAGUUUGUUUGGCCUUCUUGCCUCCUUUCCACAUCAUUUCUGGCUGUUUAUCCUGUUCAGACUCUGUACAGGUUUAAGUAUAGGGGGCGGAUCCAUGGGAAUGUACGUGUUGGCAACAGAAUUUGUCGGCAAGAGGCACCGGCAUGUCGCUGGCACGUCACUGUUUUACUCGUGGGCUCUGGGUCUUGUUACGUUGGCAGGAUUAGCGUAUGCGGUGCGUGACUGGAGGAUGCUGUCAAUCAUGUGUUCUGCACCCGGCCUGAUCUCUAUUUUGGCGUGGAGGUUUGUUCCGGAAUCGUCGAGGUAUCUACUACUCAAGGGUAAGCUUUCUGAGACGGAAGAAAUCCUUCGGGAAAUCGCAGCAACAAACAAGAAGAAAUACCCAGAGGAACCUCUAUACAACCCGUGUGCUGAUGGGAAAGUUCAACAGAUAGGUGACAUCAGAGAUUUAUUUCGAACCAAGAAAAUGGUUCACAGAACUCUGGUGUCUUGGUAUGCCUGGUUUGUAAACGGCAUAGUUUAUUAUGGUGUAUCGUUCAGCACUCCAACUCUUGGUGGCAACAUGUACCUGAAUUUCUUCCUGACCUCCGUUAUAGAGUUUCCCGCCAAUUUCGUGGCCAUCUGGAUCAUGGGAAGGUUCGGCCGCAAAAAGCCUUUGGUUUAUUUCCUGAUCCUUGCUGCGCUCGCCUCAACUGGUGCAGUGUUAUGUACAAUGUAUGAUCCGGGGAACGAUAAAGGGUUCAUGGCUGGUCGUAUUCUUAUGGCGAUGUCAGCAAAGUUCUUUGUGUUCAUCUCAUUUGAUGCCGUCUAUGUUUACGCUGCGGAACUCUUCCCAACAGUCAUCAGAAACAUAGGAAUGGGCACAUCAACAGCCUCUGGUCGGGUUGGCUCGUUUUUAUCUUCUUAUGUAAUUCAUCUGCGAUUUACUCACCCACUCCUCCCGUACGGCAUCAUGGGAGGCAAUGCAUUGUUAGCGGGAAUCCUGUGCCAGACUCUACCAGAGACAAAAGACUUGCCAACUGCUGAAACUAUGGAAACCGAAAGCACAGAAGAAGCAUACAUGGCAUUGAAAUCAGCCGUAGAUUACAAAGAGAAGGAAGACGCCGAUGGCAAGCAACUUACCAUGGCCGACAAUGUGAAAGACACCACAAACAGCAGAGCAAACCUCGUGGAUUACGCUACAUCUUUGUGAUUGUCUUGCCACCUUUGGAGUUUUUUUUCCCCUAUCUCUCCGAAGUACUUCUUUUGGUUCUCCUUCAAGUUAUGACAAGUGUUAGUUUUGGACUUAAAUGUUUUAACAAAGGCAGAAUCUGUUGAGGUGAUUCUUCAGUAUUGCACUGCGUAUGCUGUAUUGCGCAAUAAGCGCGCGCAUUCGUAGAACAUGUUAUUGGUUUUUACAGUCAAUGUACGAGGUAAAUUUGGUCUAUUAGAUCUCUUUAACAAACAUGGUGACUUACUUUUUCAUUGCAGUUAUCGAAACAAAGAUUGGUAGGGAACAUUCAAGGAAAGUUACAAAAAAUCGUUUGACCUCUUUUCUUUCUGUGGAAUCACCUUUAGUUAAUGAAUGAUAUCUACUAGGUGAACUGACUCUUACAGAUUGACCUUUAAAAUUCUUCCUGGUCAUAUUCCAAUAACUUCUCUCUACAAAGAAGAGAUUUUCUCAUAUAGAACUAUUUACUGUACGUGCGUCAGUUUCGCGACACUAUUCCUUAAAAUGAAAGCAAACAAUGCUUACACUGCCUUGCUAUAAAUUCUAAUGCGCGGAAAUUCCCUUACUUGUCUGAGCCGAAGAAAGUGAAAAGUAUUUAGGUUAUGUUCCAGGCUUAAGAGGACAUCCUACUUUGGAUAAAAACAUUUUUUUUGCACAUUUUUAUAGCUUAGGAAAUCAUUUUGAAUAUCUUUUUAUCUCUUAGGACAUUACUCUGAUCAUCUUUUUAAAAAAAAUAAUCGAAAUUAUUCUCUUUCGUAAAUGAUUUAUCUCUUGACUAAGCUCCAGAAUUAGCAGAUUUGUCUAUGCUUCCUUCUUCAAAAAGUAUUGUAUUUACUCAGCUUUCACGUCUGACCGACAUUUCCCUCGGCAAAACCAUUUAGAUUCGCAGCUACAAUUCAUAACGAUAAAUGUAGUAUUUAUAGUGAGGUCCGAGUAGUCCUGAAAAGGAAUGGUUACCAUGGAUACGGUGACG
This is a messenger RNA of Pocillopora damicornis (cauliflower coral), 4347 nucleotides long. Its product is annotated as solute carrier family 22 member 15-like. Gene Ontology annotation, molecular function: transmembrane transporter activity. NCBI's taxonomy places the organism in Eukaryota, Metazoa, Cnidaria, Anthozoa, Scleractinia, Pocilloporidae. Gene Ontology annotation, cellular component: membrane. Gene Ontology annotation, biological process: transmembrane transport. The record is from RefSeq and is a predicted model, not a curated record.